AAAAAGUGGUCCCCACAGACUGUAACAACAGCAAAGAGGAGGGAGGAGAAGAUCCACAGCCGCAGGUCCAUCGCCAUCACGGCUCUCACAGAGUUUAAGGAGAGAAAGAGGGCAGGCCAGGUUAUAAAGUUUGAACCUUGCAGAAGUGCCACUUGGAGAAGGAAACUAGGAUUUUCUUUACCUUUUUAUGCUCUACUGUUUGUACUUAAAAGCGUUAUUUCUUUUGCUUCCUCGUAGUUAAAUACUAAUUACUUACUAAUUGAGUGCUAAGCACGGUGAGAGAGAGGGAGAGAGAAAGAAAGAGAGAAAGAGGAAGAAGAUAAAAAGCUGGGAAAAAGUUGAGAGGCGGAGGAGAAAGCCACUGAAGAAUGAAACUCUGCACCACCAGCAGAGUCGGAGCACAACUUCAUCAUCACCAGCUUUGGCUUUCACUUACUGCUUCUGCUUGUAACGGUCAAAUUCAGUCAAGAUGGGAAACUGUGGGACGAGGGAGGAAUCAGCUGUGGUAACGAAUGCUCAAGUUCAGCAGCUGAGCACUCUGUCUUCGUCAGUGAAGAACGGCGAGAAGAAGCAGAAUCACAGCCGUUCGAUUUCAGAUCUGAGCGAUCCUUCAACCCCACGCAACUUCGAGGACGCGCGGAAGAAUGCGGUGCUGUACACGCACGUCAUCGCCUUCACCCUCUUCGAGCUCGAGACCAUCACCAAGAGCUUCCGCUCCGACUACAUUUUGGGGGAAGGUGGGUUCGGGACUGUGUACAAAGGCUACAUUGACGAGAAUGUGAGGGUUGGGCUCAAGUCUCUGCCCGUCGCCGUCAAGGUCCUCAACAAGGAGGGCCUUCAGGGCCACCGCGAAUGGCUGACGGAGGUCAACUUUCUCGGUCAGCUCCGCCAUCCCAAUCUCGUGAAAUUGAUUGGAUAUUGUUGCGAGGACGAUCACAGAUUGCUUGUUUACGAGUUCAUGUUUCGAGGGAGCCUUGAGAAUCACUUGUUCCGGAAGGCAACUGUUCCAUUGUCGUGGGGAACCAGGAUGAUGAUUGCUCUGGGAGCUGCCAAGGGACUUGCUUUUCUUCACAAUGCUGAAAGGCCAGUUAUUUACCGGGACUUCAAGACUUCUAAUAUCUUGUUGGACUCUGAUUAUGCUGCCAAGCUCUCUGAUUUUGGGCUUGCUAAAGCUGGACCCCAAGGGGAUGAAACCCAUGUAUCAACUCGGGUUAUGGGUACCUAUGGAUAUGCAGCCCCUGAAUAUGUAAUGACUGAUUGGAACUUGAGAGUAUUGCGAUGCCCAACUACCCUGUUUUCUCUGUUCUGUAACUCACUGAUUAAAAGUUGUUCUCCAAGGUCCUCUUCUUAUCUUCAAAAUUGCCACCUGACUGCCAGGAGUGAUGUAUACAGCUUUGGAGUCGUUCUCCUUGAGCUUUUGACAGGAAGGAGAUCUGUUGACAAGACGAGACCGAACAAAGAGCAGAACUUGGUAGAUUGGGCACGGCCAAAACUGAACGACAAGAGAAAGUUGCUACAAAUAAUUGACCCUAGGCUGGAUAAUCAGUACUCAGUUAGGGCAGCACAGAAAGCCUGCAGCUUGGCAUACUAUUGUCUCAGCCAAAACCCCAAAGCAAGGCCCUUAAUGAGUGAUGUAGUUGAAACUCUAGAGCCUCUACAAAGUUGUAACGAACCAAGUGAAUCAUCAAUGGGUGGACCAUUUGCGAUGAGCAGAAUCCCUGAGUAUCGAAUGCAUCACAGGUUUCCUAACAAUGUAGGUCCAGGUGCUGUUUGUCGAUCCCCCAACCCAAACUAUUCGCCAGGAGGUCCUGCAGCAUGCAGAGUUAGAUGAGAAUGUCAUCUAUAUGUAUACAUGUUUGUACUUUGUAUGCGUUAUUCCCCGACCUUUUUUUGCAAUGACAGAAUUUGCUUGUUAAAUUAUGGAUGCAUAUGUCAUUGUUUUCCAUAUACAUAGGGUUGCCGUGUUCCUCUACC
This is a messenger RNA of Prunus persica (peach), 1974 nucleotides long. RefSeq names its product probable serine/threonine-protein kinase PBL8. The transcript has 6 exons. Gene Ontology annotation, biological process: protein phosphorylation. The coding region runs from base 470 to 1831 and encodes 453 amino acids. Lineage: Eukaryota; Viridiplantae; Streptophyta; Magnoliopsida; Rosales; Rosaceae. Gene Ontology annotation, molecular function: protein kinase activity; ATP binding. The record is from RefSeq and is a predicted model, not a curated record.